Erpetoichthys calabaricus (reedfish) is the source of this 1436-nucleotide messenger RNA. Its product is annotated as E3 ubiquitin-protein ligase TRIM39-like. Gene Ontology annotation, molecular function: protein binding. The transcript has 7 exons. Bases 329 to 889 code for a protein of 186 amino acids. The record is from RefSeq and is a predicted model, not a curated record. Lineage: Eukaryota; Metazoa; Chordata; Cladistia; Polypteriformes; Polypteridae.
AGUGAGCAGCACACUUUGGGUGACUGAGAGGGACAGACAUGGAGUCAUCUGUGUAAUUCACCACAGUGAAACAAAGUCAAACAUUCAAGCACAGAUUGAAAUUGACGAUGAAUUUUUUAAUCUCGUCUCACCUGGAUGGAAGACAUUCUCAAUAAUUUUAAUUUUUUUUGGACUGUUCAUACUGCUGUCUUUACCUGCUGCAGUGUUUUUGUUCAAGAAGUCUAAAGUAAAAAUAGAAUCUCUGAAGCAACAUCUUGAAUCAGAGAAUGAUGAACUACGGAAAGAAAUAAAGGCUACUGGCUACAUCUUGAAAUCAGAAUGGGAGCGAAUGUGUAAAGCAACUGCUCAUGUGACUUUGGACCCUGAAACUGCACACUCCCGCCUUGUCGUGUCUGCAGAUGGUCGUUUUGUACGAGAACAGUAUAAAGAUCAGAAUGUCCCUGACACUCCACUCAGGUUUGACACCUGGCACUUUGUCCUGGGGAGGGAGAGUUUCACCUCAGGACAGCACUACUGGGAGGUGGAUGUGAAGGAGAGGAGUAACUGGAUGUUGGGUGUUGUCAGUGAGUCUGCACAGAGGAAAGGGCGAGUGAGUCUGAAACCUCAGUCAGGAUACUGGAUUGUGAGGCUGAAUAGUGAUGAGCUGACUGCACUGACCAACUCUGAGACCACACUGCGAUUGAGAGCGAUACCCCAGAAGGUGAGGGUGUACUUGGAUUGUGAUAAGGGGCGCCUCUCAUUUUACAGUGUGGAGGACUGCUGGCACAUCUACACCUUCAAUGGAGGCAUUACUGGGAAACUGUACCCGCUGUUUGAACCUGGUUGCGAGGGAGAAGAGCUUGAGAUCAUGCCGCCUGGGCAUGCAACAAACAACUCUCUCCAGCUCUAGGAAGUUAUCUAAUGGUGCUUGAGAUUAUUCUCUAAACUGAACUCCAUCACUGUACACUUAAUAUUCUUAUAGAUUAGUAAUUUUUUCUGAAUUUUGCAUGAAAAUAACAAAAGUUCAAGUGUUUUUGAAAGUUUUACAGUAAGAAUUCUGGUGCUGACACUAUUAAAUAAACACAACAAACUUUGUGUCCAAGUUUUAAAUUUUUGUGGUUGGAAAGUGAGAAUCUUUAAUAAUCAAAUAUGUGGCAGAGUGAGAGCUUACAGUCCAGCCAGGACCUGGAAAAAAAGUCAUGCCAUGAAAUAAUAUAUUAUUUUAAUAAGUAUAAGAAUUUAUUAUGGACUACAACAUAAGUUUUCAUAGAAUAAAGCCAAAAUAAUUGCCUUGAACUGUUGGCUCAUAUGCUAGUGCCAAAUAUCUUAUAGCUCCUAGGCCUUGGGUUCAGUUCCUUGUUCUGAUACUUGCUUAGUGGAGUCUGCAUGUUCUCCUGGGGUUCAGUUCACUUUUUAGUGAUAACUGUGCCUUAUCUUACUUUCUAAAUAAAUGUCCU